Pistacia vera is the source of this 1071-nucleotide messenger RNA. Its product is annotated as extensin-2-like. The transcript has 2 exons. NCBI's taxonomy places the organism in Eukaryota, Viridiplantae, Streptophyta, Magnoliopsida, Sapindales, Anacardiaceae. The record is from RefSeq and is a predicted model, not a curated record. The coding region runs from base 1 to 1071 and encodes 356 amino acids.
AUGGCCAACAUUUGGCCUCAUUUAGUCUAUGCAUUGGCAUUUUGCUUGCUGGCUACUAAUUUAGUAGCUGCUGAUUACAAGCCUUACACUUAUGAUUCACCACCUCUGUCGCACUAUGUUUAUAAGUCGCCGCCACCUUCGGCGUUUGCACCACGUUAUUACUAUAAGUCGCCAAAUCCAUAUUGGUACAAGUCCUCACCGCCACCUUCUCCAUCACUUCCUCCUUACUACUAUAAGUCGCCACCACCUCCGAAAAAGUCGCCACCGCCUCCUUAUUAUUAUAAAUCGGCUCCACCUCCGAAAGCAUCCCCUCCAUCCCCAUAUUAUAAGUCGCCACUGCCACCAUCUCCGUCCCCUCAUCCUCCUUAUGUUUAUAAAUCUCCACCACCACCUUCACCUUCACCUCCUCCCAGUGGCGGACCCAUGAUUUUUGCCUGGGGGGCCCCGUUACUACGUCACUGCUUGGGCCUACCCUCAAAGGGGCUGGGUCCGCCCUUGCCUCCUCCACCUUAUGUUUACAAGUCACCUCCUUCUCCAUCUCCCUCACCAACUCCUUAUGUUUAUAAAACUCCACCUCCACCAUCUCCAUCUCCUCCCCUUCCAUAUGUGUAUAAAUCACCACCACCUCCUCCUUAUGUUUAUAAGUCUCCACCACCUCCAUCACCAUCACCUCCCCCUCCGUACAAUAACAAGUCUCCACCACCACCUUCUCCAUCACCUCCUCCUCCUCCAUAUGUCUACAAGUCACCACCACCUCCAUCACCAUCACCUCCUCCUCCUUAUAUUUACAAGUCCCUACCACCACCAUCUCCCUCUCCCCCUCCUCCGUAUGUGUACAAAUCUCCUCCACCACCAUCCCCAUCACCUCCACCUCCAUAUAUCUACAAAUCCCCCUCUCCACCACCUCCUCCAUAUGUUUAUAAAUCGCCUCCACCUCCAUCACCAUCACCAUCACCAUCACCUCCUCCUUCAUACAUUUACAAGUCUCCACCACCACCUUCUCUGUCGCCUCCACCUCUAUACAUUUACAAGUCACCUCCUCCUCCAUCACCAUCGUCGCCUCCUCCUUAA